Procambarus clarkii (red swamp crayfish) is the source of this 1155-nucleotide messenger RNA. NCBI's taxonomy places the organism in Eukaryota, Metazoa, Arthropoda, Malacostraca, Decapoda, Cambaridae. The record is from RefSeq and is a predicted model, not a curated record.
UCCGGAGGCUCGAUAGUUUCCAGAGAUGAAUACUAUAGCAAGUGGCGUCUUCUGGAGCGUUACCACUGUGGUGGUGGACAGUGGAAGGGGUCACCAUCAUCCCUGGAGCGUUACCACUGUGGUGGUGGACAGUGGAAGGGGUCACCAUCAUCCCUGGAGCGUUACCACUGUGGUGGUGGACAGUGGAAGGGGUCACCAUCAUCCCUGGAGCGUUACCACUGUGGUGGUGGACAGUGGAAGGGGUCACCAUUACCCCUGGAGCGUUACCACUGUGGUGGUGGACAGUGGAAGGGGUCACCAUCAUCCCUGGAGCGUUACCACUGUGGUGGUGGACAGUGGAAGGGGUCACCCUCAUCCCUGGAGCGUUACCACUGUGGUGGUGGACAGUGGAAGGGGUCACCAUUAUCCCUGGAGCGUUACCACUGUGGUGGUGGACAGUGGAAGGGGUCACCAUUACCCCUGGAGCGUUACCACUGUGGUGGUGGACAGUGGAAGGGGUCACCAUUACCCCUGGAGCGUUACCACUGUGGUGGUGGACAGUGGAAGGGGUCACCAUCAUCCCUGGAGCGUUACCACUGUGGUGGUGGACAGUGGAAGGGGUCACCAUUACCCCUGGAGCGUUACCACUGUGGUAGUGGACAGUGGAAGGGGUCACCAUUAUCCCAGGAGCGUUACCACUGUGGUGGUGGACAGUGGAAGGGGUCACCAUUACCCCUGGAGCGUUACCACUGUGGUAGUGGACAGUGGAAGGGGUCACCAUCACCCCUGGAGCGUUACCACUGUGGUGGUGGACAGUGGAAGGGGUCACCAUCUUCCCUGGAGCGUUACCACUGUGGUAGUGGACAGUGGAAGGGGUCACCAUCACCCCUGGAGCGUUACCACUGUGGUGGUGGACAGUGGAAGGGGUCACCAUUACCCGUGGAGCGUUACCACUGUGGUAGUGGACAGUGGAAGGGGUCACCAUCACCCCUGGAGCGUUACCACUGUGGUGGUGGACAGUGGAAGGGGUCACCAUCAUCCCUGGAGCGUUACCACUGUGGUAGUGGACAGUGGAAGGGGUCACCAUCACCCCUGGAGCGUUACCACUGUGGUGGUGGACAGUGGAAGGGGUCACCAUCAUCCCUGGAGCGUUACCACUCUAUAAAAUCGUCGUGA